Messenger RNA from Lactuca virosa, 1309 nucleotides. Lineage: Eukaryota; Viridiplantae; Streptophyta; Magnoliopsida; Asterales; Asteraceae. The record is from the annotation of a GenBank genome assembly.
AUGGAUUCCUAUCGACUCUAUACAGUUGUUCCUUAUCUCUUAAAGUUCAUUGACAAUUUGACCAAUAUAUACGUAAGAUUUAAUCGUAAGAUAUUUAAAGGUCGCACUGGAGAAGAAGACUGCAGAAUUGCACUUUCAACUCUCUACCAUGUGCUUUUAACUUGUUGUAAAGUAAUGGCUCCUUUCACACCCUUCUUCACUGAGGUUCUUUAUCAAAACAUGCGAAAAGUAUCCAGUGGAUCAGAGGAAAGCAUUCACUUUUGUAGUUUCCCUCAAGUGGAAAGAAAGGUAGGGAGUCGUAUUGAACAAAGUGUUGAAAGAAUGAUGAAAGUUAUUGAUCUUGCACGUAAUAUUCGUGAGCUACACAAUAAAUCUCUCAAAAUUCCACUCAGAGAAAUGAUUGUUGCACAUACAGAUGCUGAGUUUCUUGAUGACAUUACUGGAAAACUGGGAGAGUAUUUGUUAGAAGAGCUCAAUGUUUUAUCUGUUGUGCCAUGUAAUGAUACUUUGAUGUAUGCUUAUUUACGUGCUGAACCUAAUUUCAGUGUGUUGGGAAAAAGACUGGGGAAGUCAAUGCGAGUAGUUGCUGAAGCAGUGAAGGCAAUGUCACAAGAAGAAAUUUUAGCUUUUGAAAAAUCAGGAGAAAUUACUAUUGCUAAUCAUUGCUUAAAGCUCUCUGAUAUCAAGAUCAUACGUGAGUUUAAACUCCCUGAUGGGGUGACUGAAGAGGAAAUGGGUGGAUAUGCUGAUGGUGAUGUAACGGUGGUACUGGACUUACGCCCUGAUGACUCCUUGUUUGAAGCUGGUUUUGCACGUCUGGUUGUUAAUCGUAUCCAAAAGUUAAGGAAAGAUUCUAAACUUAAACCCACCGACAUUGUGGAGGUCUACUUCAAGUCAUUGGAUGAAGACACAUCACUCUCUUCCAAAAUUUUAAAAUCUCAGGAAGCAUACAUCAUAGAGGCGAUAGGUUCUCCUUUACUUGAUUAUCAUCUGUGUCCUGACAAUGCUAUCAUUUUGUCAACACCAACUUUAACAUUCAACGAUAAUGCAAUCCUUCAUUUAUGUACAGGGAAUGCGAAAUAUGCAGAGGCAUUGAAGGUAUAUUUGUUAUCGAGGGACCACUCCAAUCUGAAAUUAGAAUUUCGACGAGGAAAUUGCAAGAUUAAAGUGGAUUGCAUUGAAAAUCAGCCAGCUGUCGAUGUGGUGUUGGGAGAACAUGUGUUCUUGACAGUUGGGGAUUAUUACUCCCCAACCACCAACAACAAUUGAUGAAUAUAAUAGUAUGAUGGUGUUGUUUUUAUAGAUUUGG